CCUAUCUUAAAGCAGUGUGCAGGGAACAGAAGUCAUUUUGAAACCAAAAGCCCAGCUGCAAACAGUUUCUCAUUGGAGUCCUCUAUUGCCACCCUAGAAAAGAGAGAGGAAUCUGCAAAGCUCCUGACCCCAUGCAGAUCCUGAAAGAAGAAGGUGCUGAGUGAAGACCUGGCUUGCAGCUGAGCCCAGAAGGAUUUCUCAAGCAAGUCUUGUGUGUGUCUGUGAGACAGCACCCAUUGGAUGGUCAUCAAAGAUCCAGGCCUGGGACACAGAGGAGCUGUAUUUUGUAGCUCAGACGUGGAGAAGCAGGGACCCCUGAGAAAGUAGGAGACUCUGAAAAGCAGAAGGGAUACCUCAGGUCUGAAAGAUUGCCAUAGACUGAAGAAGAAUGAGGCCAGAUAGGUGCUGACGGGCUAUGAGGGGAAUCUGGAGCUGAGAGUCCCUGCAAUCCUUGGAGAUCAUGGUUGAAAGAGCCCAUCAAGACAUUUCUCCUAAAGGUCAUAGACACAACCCCAAGUCCCAGCCUCCAUGUUGCCUUUUGCCAUUCUUGCAUGGCUGGGGGAAGUGGAAAGGACAGAGAGAGCUGAGCAUCGAGAACCUGCGGGAAGUUGAGCACCAGCUGGAGUCCCAAGGGAAGAUGACUUUGAGGUUAAGAAGUUGUUACAAGCUGGCCCUCGAGAAAUUCCCUCAGGAGCCCCCGUGUGUGCAGGACAAUGCCCGGAUGGUCAUUGAAACCCAGGAGACAAAGCUGAUAUUUGUCUCUGGGGAAGGGGAGUGUGAGAUCAAGGUAUUCCAUACCACAGAAAGUCCCCAGUAUGAAGUGAGUGAGCCCACAAAAGACGUGUAUCUGGCCAGGCUCCUCCAUCAGCCUCAACAGCUGUCUAUUGCAAACCUCAAGGAUGUCAAGACAAGACUAGAGGCCUGCAGUUCUCUGACAAAGGAGUUGAAGAUCUGUUUUGAGGAGGCCCUGAAGGAAUUCCCUCAAGAACCCGAGUGUGUGAGAAACAAUGCCUGCCUGCUGAUCCACGGUGAUGGGAUGAAGCUGAGAUUCAUUUCAGGGGAGGGGGAAUGUGAGAUUACUGUGUCCACAGGGAAACCCCACUACAAAGUCAAGGAACCCACUAAAGAUGUGUUCCUGGAAAGGUUGUUCUCCCGGCCCCAGUGGCUGAGCAAGCAGAACCUCCAGAGAAUCCACAAUGGGCUGGCAUCCUGGGAAGGGAUAAGCACGGAGCUGAGAAGCUGUUUUGACAUCUUCCAGGAGAAGUUUCCCAAUGAGCCAGCAUGCAUCCAAGAGAUUCCCACCAUGAACAUGAAGUGGGAUGGGACAAGGCUGCAGUUCCUCUCAGAUGGAGACCUCACCGUCACCAUCACAUGGCAGGAUGGGAAACCUACCUAUGAGGUCAAUACAAAGACCUGGACAAUGUAUCGGAAGAUACUCCAGUGUAGUAAACAACCUCUGAGCACAGAGAACCUCGAGGAGGUGCGGUCAAAGGUAAGGAGUCUGCAGAAAGUGCCAAACAAGGUCAAAAAUGUGCUGAACGUGGCUGUAGAGAAGUUCUCCAAUGAGCCAAGGUGCCUUCAGGAGAACGCAAGGCUGGUCAUGGAGUGCGAUGUUGGGGAGAUUGUCUUCACCUCCGGGAAAGGAGAGAACAUAGUGGAUGUGUGCUUCACUAAUGGGAAGGUCUACUCUAACGUGAAGGAGACCAUACGAGUGAAGAUCUGUAGGGCAUUCCAAAACAUUGCCCGGAAUCUACUUUCAAUUUUUCUGAAAUAUGUUCUGCCAUAUCUUCCAUGUUGUAUACCAGUCAGUAAAGUGGCUUCAUAGCACUGAGGUGACCCAUCCAGAGUAGGGCUCUUAGCUCCCCUUCCCUGAGCUUGAACCAUCUAGGCCCCACAGUCCUCCCAGAGGUGGGCGAGACCCCAGGACUCCUGCUUCUUGGCCCUCCAGCUCUCACCCUGAAAACUCAUUAGAGGUGGGAAAAACCCAGGUGUCCUGGCUCUUCAGCCCUCCUACUGUCACCUCUGAGAUCUCACAGUCACAGUCAUCCCAUAGUGGAGAGACAACCCAGGAGUCCUUCCUGCCAACCCCUCCUUCUCUAACCCCCUCUCUCCCUCCACAUAUCCCACAGCCCUCCCAGAGAUGGAAGCGAAGCCAGGGGUCCUGGCUCCCAGUACCCAUAUUGGAACAAAGUAGACCCUACUCCCUUCCCGGCGGUGGAAGACAGUCCAGGUGUCCUGAUUCACUGUGCCUACCCCCAUUGUAAUCCAGUAGACCACACUGCCUUCCCCAGGCUGGGAAGUGACCCAGGUAUUCUGGCUCCAAGUCCCCCCAACUCCUUCUUACCUGGUAGCCCACAUUACUCUGGCAGAGCUAGGAGAGAACCCAGGAAUCCUCCCCCCUAUCCCUCCUGUUCUCAACACUUCCAGAUCCCAUCAUCUUCUCAGAAAUGGGAGGAGAACCCUGAAUCGUGGCUCCUAGAGCCCCCCAUUGUAAUCCAGGAGACCCCAGAGCUGGGACAGAGCCCAAGUGUCCAGGAUCCCAUCCCCGCUGUGUUCUAACCCAAUGGACUCCUCUCUCCUCCCACAGCUGGGGGAGAGCCCAGGAGUCCUGCCUCUCAGCCCUCCAGUUCUCACCACCCCCAGAUCCCACUGUCCACUCACAGCUGGGAAGAGAACCCCAGUGUCUUGACUCCCCAACUA
This is a messenger RNA of Alligator sinensis (Chinese alligator), 2700 nucleotides long. RefSeq lists its product as uncharacterized. Lineage: Eukaryota; Metazoa; Chordata; Crocodylia; Alligatoridae. The transcript has 2 exons. The coding region runs from base 461 to 1825 and encodes 454 amino acids. The record is from RefSeq and is a predicted model, not a curated record.